This is a messenger RNA of Adineta steineri, 1128 nucleotides long. Lineage: Eukaryota; Metazoa; Rotifera; Eurotatoria; Adinetida; Adinetidae. The record is from the annotation of a GenBank genome assembly.
AUGUUAGUUACAAAUCCCAGUAUAAUUGAAAUGUUUCCUAUGGAAUUAUGGUUAGAAAUAUUCAAUUAUUUCAACUCAAAUGAUUUAUGGCACUCAUUUCAUGAUUUAAAUAGGAAAAUUGAUGCAAUGAUUGAGCAAACUCUAUUACAUUUAAAUUUUAAAGAACAAGACAGUUAUUAUUACUUUAUGAAAAAUAUGUUACCGGUAUUGAAUGUUGCCAAUGUUCGAUCAUUAAAAUUACAAGAACCCAUUAAAGUAAUUGAUUUUUUCUCUACUUUUCCUCUUAGCUCAUUAAUACAACUUCGUGUUUUAUCAUUAAAUCUUAUAUAUUCUUCUGGUGAUUCAUCACUUAAACCUUGGAAUCAACUUUCAUCUUUGAAAUAUCUACAAUCAUUGAACAUUAUGCUUUGUCGAUCAACAGGCGGUUGGGAUAAUAGUAAUGAAGAGAAGGUAUUGAUUAUUCAUUCAAUAUUCAAUCAAAAUUUUUGCCCAUUAUUAAAAUCAUUGAUCAUCGCAACGGGUGAAUUUGCACGCGUUACUUCACUUCCUUCUUUAAUUGCAAUACCUAAAAUGACUAUUAUCGAAUAUCUAUCGAUUGACGCAUUAUAUUUUGAAGAUUUAAUUAAAUUACUACCUGCUCUACGAAAUGUGAAAUCAUUUCACAUAGAUGAAGGAGUUUAUUUUAAUGAUAUGAAUGAUAUACGAUCGAGGAAAAUGAUCUUUCGAACACCAUUCAUGCCUAAGUGUAUUCGUCUACAUUUGAAUUUAGAAAUGGGUACAACUUUUGACCAUAUCAAGUAUAUACUGAAGCAUACACCAAAUUUACAAGGUUUAUUUUUAUCGAUUCGCCCGAAUUUACUUAAUGCAAAAAGAUGGGAAAAAUUAUUAUCAUCAAAAUGUCCGAACCUAUUGAAAUUGGAACUUACAUGCACUGAUUAUAGGUAUGGGGAUUAUAGUGCAGUCGUCUAUGAAAGACUAGAAACUUUUGAACGUGAACGUCAAACACCAUUUUGGAUUGAACGAAAUACUACAAUUUCAUAUGUUCAAGGCUAUGAUCAUGCUAAUCAUAUAGUUCGAUCUUAUAUUACUAAAGUGAGUUUUAUAUUAAUAUUAAGAGUAGACCUUUAG